This is a messenger RNA of Dictyostelium discoideum AX4, 594 nucleotides long. RefSeq names its product maf family protein. Gene Ontology annotation, molecular function: nucleoside triphosphate diphosphatase activity. Gene Ontology annotation, cellular component: cytoplasm. The transcript has a single exon. Lineage: Eukaryota; Evosea; Eumycetozoa; Dictyosteliales; Dictyosteliaceae. The record is from RefSeq and is a predicted model, not a curated record. Bases 1 to 594 code for a protein of 197 amino acids.
AUGACAUCAAGACCAUUAAUUUUAGGAUCAUCAUCAAUAUGGAGAAAACAAGUUUUGAUUGAUAUGGGAUAUAUAUUUAAAACCAUGUCACCUGAUAUUGAUGAGAAAGCAAUUAGAGAUUCUGAUCCAAAAACAUUGACAUUAUUAAUUAGUAGAGCUAAAGCUCAAGCAUUAUUAAAGAGAAUUAAAGAAUCUGAUGAUGAAUUAGAUAAAAAGUCAAUUAUGAUUUGUUCAGACCAAGUUAUAGUUCACAAUGGUGUCAUUAGAGAGAAACCAGAGACAGAGCAACAAUGUAGAGAGUAUUUACAAAGUUAUGAAUUCCAUCCGGCUGUUGCUGUCGUUAGUGUGGUAGUUGUAAAUAUUGAAACUGGUAAAAUCGUUGAAGGUACUGAUAUUGCAACUCAACAUUUUAAAAAGAUCUCUGACGAGUUUAUUGAUAAAUUAAUUAAACAAGGUGAUGUUAUGCAUUGUGCUGGUGGUUUCACUGUUGAACAUAUGGCUGAUUUCACUUUACAAUUAGAAGGUGAAGUUGAAACUAUUUUAGGUUUACCAAAAACAUUAACUAAAAAUUUAAUUAGUCAAGUUUCACAAUAA